Oldenlandia corymbosa var. corymbosa is the source of this 864-nucleotide messenger RNA. NCBI's taxonomy places the organism in Eukaryota, Viridiplantae, Streptophyta, Magnoliopsida, Gentianales, Rubiaceae. The record is from the annotation of a GenBank genome assembly.
CUUCACAAAGAUUUUCAUCACUUAGCAAUUUUAAUCAAUCAAAAAAAUGGCCAUAACCUACAAUCCCUCCACUUCAAAAUACUCCGUCACGUAUGAUCGGAAAACCAUAGAGACUACUCUCACAACCAAAGCUGCCGUGACCGAUGAAUGGGUUAGGGAAGUACUUUCCAUUUAUGGAAACAACCCUAUGGUUGUCGGGUUGGACAUCGAGUGGAAGCCUAAUCGGGUUCGUUACAUGAGCAAUAAAUCCGCUACUUUGCAGCUUUGCAUCGACAACAAGUGUUUGAUCCUUCAACUUUUCUACAUGGACUUCAUCCCGCAAUCCCUCAAGUAUUUUCUCGCGAAUUCUAACUUUACUUAUGUUGGAAUCGAGGUUGAUAGCGACAUUGCUAAGCUCAGAAAUGAGUAUGACUUGCAUUGUGCCAAGAGUGCUGACAUUAGGGAUCUGGCGAAGAUCCAGUGGCCGGGGAGGUUUCGCCGUCCGGGGCUGAAGGAUCUUGCCAUGGAAGUUGUUGGGCUGUAUAUGCCUAAGCCUAAGCAUAUUUCGAUGAGCAAUUGGCAAGAAAGGUUUCUGACCGAACCGCAGAUUGAGUAUGCUUGCAUUGACGCUUAUGCUUCCUUCAAGAUUGGUCACAAGUUGAUUCUUGAAAAAUAAUGAGAUAUCCUUGGGUCGUAACUCAUAGGUUUUGUUUCUUUGAGGGUGUGGUUUUGUGUGUGUGUGUGUGUGUGCGCGUGUGUUUACAAAAGCUUGCCAAUGUUGGCAACAGUUAAUAUAUUUGGUGUUUUUAUUUUUCCAUUGCUCAAUUCAAUGUUUACAUUUCGUGGAAUCUCAUAUAUCACACUUGGCCUCCUACAUAAAAGAGC